CCCCUCCACUUUCUCUACUAGUCCCCUCUUUUCUUCCCGAAGUUUUUCAUCCUUUUUGACUUUUUUUUUUUUAACUCAAGGCAGGUUGGGGGUGGGAGAAGAAGAGUUGCAAAUUUCCUCUCUUCCUAACCCUCCCAUCGCCAACCCUUGAAGAAGGAGAAGAUAAUAGAGAAGAGAAAGAGGAGGAGGAGGAAGAGGGGAGGAGGAGGAGGAGAGAAGCCGGGCCAGCGUUGGCGGCGGCGGCUCCUCGGAAGGGGAAGAGCCCCCGGGAGACGGACGCGGGUGACAACUUUCGUUUCUUCCCGAGAGAGCGAGGGAAGCGCAAGAGAGAGAUUGGGGGAAAGCUCUCGGUCUCUGGUAAAGCUGCUGGUGAGAGGGUGCCGAGGUAAAAAAAGGAUGAGGUAAUGCAGGGGUAGCCCCAAAGCAUCUUUUGUUGGAGUCGUGAAAUGGUUACUCCAGUCAUCUCUUUAUGAAUCAAAUGUGAGGGGCCGCUUUGUGGAAUGAGCCUUUUGUGACAGCAUAUCCACGGGAAAGAGAAAGAGACAUUCACUUGGAGGACUCUUGCUGAAAAUGGGUUUAAGUUUCAUUUUGCCAGUCGCUACCAGGCUGACCUCAUACUUCUUGGGCACAAUGGAGUGGCUAAGCCUUUGAGUACACAACCAUUACAUCAUCGGGGCAAAUUAAAACGGAGGUAAUAAAAGAGGACUUAUUGUUGACAUGGCUGAUGAGAUGACUGGGACUCAAAUUGUUACCGAGAGGUUGGUGGCUCUGCUCGAAAGUGGAACCGAGAAAGUCCUCCUAAUUGAUAGCCGGCCCUUUGUGGAAUACAAUACGUCCCACAUUUUGGAAGCCAUUAAUAUCAACUGCUCCAAGCUGAUGAAGCGCAGGCUCCAGCAGGACAAAGUGUUCAUUACGGAGCUCAUCCAGCACUCUGCCAAACACAAGGUUGACAUUGAUGGCAAUCCAAAGGUGGUGGUAUAUGAUCAAAGCUCUAAAGAUGUCGCCUCUCUCGCUUCUGACUCUUUUCUGACUGUACUCCUGGGUAAACUGGAGAAGAGCUUCACCUCUGUGCACCUCCUUGCAGGUGGGUUUGAUGAGUUCUCCCGUUGCUUCCCUGGCCUCUGUGAAGGAAAAUCUUCGUUAGUCCCUACCUGCAUUUCUCAGCCCUGCCUACCCGUCACCAACACUGGGCCAACCCGAAUUCUACCGAAUCUUUAUCUCGGCUGCCAGCGAGAUGUCCUCAACAAGGAGCUGAUGCAACAGAAUGGGAUUGGUUAUGUAUUAAAUGCCAGCAAUACCUGCCCAAAGCCUGACUUCAUCCCUGAGUCUCACUUCCUGCGAGUGCCUGUGAAUGACAGCUUUUGUGAGAAAAUUUUGCCAUGGUUAGACAAAUCAGUUGAUUUCAUUGAGAAAGCAAAAGCUUCCAAUGGAUGCGUGUUGGUACAUUGCUUAGCUGGAAUUUCUCGAUCGGCCACAAUUGCUAUUGCCUACAUCAUGAAGAGGAUGGAUAUGUCCUUAGAUGAAGCCUAUAGAUUUGUGAAAGAGAAAAGGCCAACUAUUUCUCCAAACUUCAAUUUUCUGGGCCAACUGCUGGACUAUGAGAAAAAGAUUAAGAGCCAGACUGGAGCCCUGGGUACAAAAAGCAAGCUUAAACUUCUGCACCUAGAGAAAGCAAGUGACUUUGUGGCCCCGGCUUCAGAGGGCGCACAGAAGAGUGAAACCUCCAUUGGUACCCACUGUGCUCCCUCCGAUCCCACGGGGCAGAGGUCUGUGCACCCUGCGAGUCUCCCAGGCGUGCAGCUAGCGGCAUUUGAGGACAGCCCUCUGGUACAGGGGAUCAACGGACUCCACAUGUCUUCAGAUAGCCUAGAAGACAGCAACAAACUCAAGCGUUCCUUCUCCCUAGAUAUCAAGUCCAUUUCGUACUCCUCCAGCAUGGCGGCCUCUUUGCACAGUUUCUCCUCAUCGGAGGAGACCCUGGAAUACUACAAGCCCUCCGGCGCUUUGGACGGAAGCAGCAAGCUGUGCCAGUUCUCUCCAGUUCAGGAAGUGUCCGAACAGACCCCCGAGAGCAGCCCGGACAAGGAGGAAGCCUCCGUCCCCGAAAAGACCCAGGCUCCUUGGCCGUCGGAGAGCCAGAACAAGAGGCUGCACCCUGGAAGAAGCAACACUCCCCAGAGGCCCCCGCCGUCUCCCCUGCACCGAAGCGGGAGCGUGGAGGACAACUACCGCACCAAUUUUGUGUUCGGCCUUUCUACGAGCCAGCAGCACCUGGCCAAGUCCGCCGCCGGCCUGGGCCUCAAGGGCUGGCACUCGGACAUUUUGGCUCCCCAGGCUUCCGCCCCUUCCUUGCCCAAUAGCUGGUACUUUGCCGCCGAGUCCUCUCACUUCUACUCGACGUCGGCUGUGUACGGGGGCAGCGCCAGGUACUCCGCCUACAGCUGUAGCCAGCUGCCCACGUGCAGCGACCAGGCCUUCCUGGUGCGCCGGCGGCAGAAGCCCAGCGACCGGGCCGACUCGAGGCGCAGCUGGCACGAGGAGAGCCCUUUCGAAAAGCAGCUCAAACGCAGGAGCUGCCAGAUGGAGUUCGGAGGGAGCAUGAUGUCAGAAAACAGGUCCCGAGAGGAGCUGGGGAAAGUGGGCAGCCAGUCGAGCUUUUCGGGGAGCAUGGAGAUUAUCGAAGUCUCCUGA
This is a messenger RNA of Gracilinanus agilis (Agile Gracile Mouse Opossum), 2691 nucleotides long. RefSeq names its product dual specificity phosphatase 16 (gene DUSP16). Lineage: Eukaryota; Metazoa; Chordata; Mammalia; Didelphimorphia; Didelphidae. The record is from RefSeq and is a predicted model, not a curated record. Gene Ontology annotation, cellular component: cytoplasm; nucleus. Gene Ontology annotation, molecular function: protein tyrosine/threonine phosphatase activity; MAP kinase tyrosine/serine/threonine phosphatase activity. Gene Ontology annotation, biological process: protein dephosphorylation; negative regulation of MAPK cascade. The coding region runs from base 718 to 2691 and encodes 657 amino acids. The transcript has 7 exons.